Molecule: messenger RNA, 1314 nt
Organism: Phytophthora infestans T30-4
Lineage: Eukaryota; Oomycota; Peronosporomycetes; Peronosporales; Peronosporaceae
Product: histone arginine demethylase, putative
Exons: 2
Coding region: 1-1314 (437 amino acids)
Cellular component (GO): nucleus
Molecular function (GO): cis-regulatory region sequence-specific DNA binding
Source: RefSeq, a predicted model, not a curated record
AUGACGACGAAAGCGGAACAGGCACACCGCGAUACUGGCGAUGCAAUUGCCAGUCGAUUGGUGAAGAAGGUGAAAAUAUCACCGGAUGCCGAUGUCGACGAUAGAUCUGCCUGCAUCCCACCCGCGCGACUGGAACACCCGCUGGGCGUGAAGCCCAUUGGCAACUACUUUGAGGAUGCCGUCCAUGGUAUCAAAGAGUGCCGCGCGGCAGGUCUGGGUCGUCUGGCGAUGAUGCAGGAUAGCCAGCUACUUUCGCUCCUAAAUUACUGCUCGGCCGCAGACCUGGCAAAGCUUGCAGUCUGUAGUCGUGCCGCGUACGUGUAUGGAACACACGACGAACUGUGGCGAGUGCUGGUGCUCGAAGAGAUGGAGGGACAUUUCGAACCCAAGCCGACGUGGAAAGCCACGUAUCUUAAGACUAAGUACGGAGACAAGAUGCAGAUGAAAGCUCCUAUUCGUGUGCAGGGGGUGUAUUCCGACCUGUUAUUCCAGUCAUUCUACUGCUCUGCUGCGCCGAUUGAAGAGGCAUGGCUGGCAGUGGAGAAUAUUGAGCGUCGCAGUGCAAAGGACAUGACCGUGGAGGAUUUUAAGAGAGACUUUGAAGGUCCUAACGUGCCUGUUAUUAUCACCGAUGCUAUUGGUGACUGGGCGGCGUUGAGCAAGUGGACGGAUGAAUAUCUGGGAGAAGUUUGCAAGGGCAAGACGUUCUAUGCUGGUGGAUUCCAGUUCUCAAUGGAUAAGUAUUUUAAGUACUGCCGCACACUAUUGGACGAUCAGCCGUUGUUUGUAUUCGACAAGGAGUUUGCUGCGAAGGUGCCGCAGCUGGCUAAGGACUACAAUGUACCGGAGUACUUUCAGGAAGACUACUUUGCUCUACUUGGCGAGGAUACGCGACCAGACUACCGUUGGCUAAUCAUUGGCCCUAAGAAAUCUGGCUCCAGUUUCCACAUUGAUCCGAACGCGACGAACGCGUGGAACGGCGUUAUCCGAGGAUCUAAGAAGUGGAUCAUGUUCCCUCCAGGCCAAGUACCGCCUGGGAUUCACCCCAGUGAGGAUGGCAGCGAAGUAUCUUCGCCCGUGUCACUCAUGGAAUGGUUUGUGACCUUCUACAAGGACGUGCAGAAGCUUCCUGCCCACCUCAAACCGCUGGAAGGUAUCUGUCGAGAGGGCGAGACAAUGUUCGUGCCCCAUGGCUGGUGGCACACCGUGCUAAACAUCGACGAAAGCGUUGCCAUGACGCAAAACUUUGUGAGCUCCAGCAACGUGAAGAGUGUGUUGGACGCCCCCACCUCGGUGGAAUGUUCCGAAAGGUGA